This is a messenger RNA of Leishmania mexicana MHOM/GT/2001/U1103, 348 nucleotides long. RefSeq lists its product as hypothetical. NCBI's taxonomy places the organism in Eukaryota, Euglenozoa, Kinetoplastea, Trypanosomatida, Trypanosomatidae. The transcript has a single exon. The record is from RefSeq and is a predicted model, not a curated record. Bases 1 to 348 code for a protein of 115 amino acids.
AUGCCGAACCUCUGCGUCUCCUGCACCUUCAACCCGCCGAGUAUCACGCUGCUCGGCUCCACCAUCCGCGAAGACACCGUGCGCGCGAUGGAGGCUCAACUCCCUCUUGCGACGUCGACUGCUGUGAAUCCUAGCAAGGAUCCAGUCAAGUUCAUCUUCCUCUCGAAUCCUGAUCACUGGCGCAUGGAUCUGAAUCAGCACUUCUGCGACGAACUCCACAAAUCCUCGAUUUUCCUUGUGAUUCUCCAGUCCCUUGAGGAGGAGGGCUGGCGUCUUCGCGCCUCGAACAACGUGUCCCGCAAGGAAAAUGAUGGUGAGACGGUAAAGCUCUUCUUUACGCGCGCGUAA